Messenger RNA from Acanthoscelides obtectus, 3370 nucleotides. NCBI's taxonomy places the organism in Eukaryota, Metazoa, Arthropoda, Insecta, Coleoptera, Chrysomelidae. The record is from the annotation of a GenBank genome assembly.
AGAACGUCAAGGCGGCAGUUUUCCCAUCUCCAUUUGCAUAUUUUGUUGUGUUUUCAACGAUUUCGAGAAAAAUUUCGCUACGGAUAUUCUUCUAGACUCUAGUAGAGUAUAUUUCAAUUGUUGUCUUGUGUGGCUAUGUUAUCUUUACUCGGGCCCGAUCAAUUUAUCACCAAUCAGUAAAGUUUAGAACAACAAUACCAUUUUACACACUGACACACCCUUGUAUAGGAAUGGCCAGAAAAGUGAUUUUAAAGAUAGCAGUAGCGGCUCUUCUUCCUUCUUCUCUAACGUGAUUGACUUGCAUGUCAAAUGUCAGCUUGCUUUUGUUUUUUGACUGCGUUGAAGCGUUGAUGAAAGGAGUCUUGGGUCCGGCUUUUGUUUACUUUUGCGAGUUUCCAACUGAAGGAAAGCGUGAAAAAGAAACAAAAACAGUUAUAAAGUCUCCUUUUUGAUCUACUUGAAGUGAAUAAUACCAUCAUUGAAUAAACACAGUGCACGUGGGAGAACGAAGCUAGGGUAACAAAAUGGAUCGAUCUAGGUCCAAAAGCGAAAUUUUAGAGAAUGAUAAAUUCAAUUUGGAUUUGAACAUAGAAGACGACAUAAAACUUGAGGAGGUAAACUACGAGAGUGAUGUUACUACCAGCAGCUCAGACACAUCCAAUGUCCCAAGCAUCAGCUCUGCCAGUUCUAAAAGUUCUGGAAAGGGAAAAUACAGUUCCCCGAGAAAGAGAUUGAGAUCCAAGGAUAAAAGUAGUUCACCUGUUCCGAAAAGAGCAAGGUCCAAGGAAGUUCGAGCAAAAUAUGAUUACAUUACUAAACUCAACUAUCUUUUCCGUGAUGCCAGGUUCUUUGUGAUUAAAUCAAAUAAUGCUGAGAAUAUAACCCUUUCCAAGGCCAAAGGUUUGUACCGGAAUUAUAACUGGACUUUUUAUCCUACCUGAAUGGACUCAUAUCAAUGUGUUGUUUGUGCUAUAGACAAUUUGUUAAAAAAAAGUGAAUUUCAUGUGGGGGCUGGACUCUUCCUUAUUCACGAUGAAAAAAUGGAUUUUCUCUUCUUUUACAUGUUUCAGUGCUAUAGGGAUCUAUGAAAAAUAGUUGUUUUUGUGCUGGAUGAACAUUAAAAAAUAGGAAAUACAAUGGGCUAUACCAUUUUUUUUUUGGGACUAUCUCAAUCAGAUUCAUGUUUUUUUGGACUAAGGACUGAAAAAGUGUUCAAGUGGUAAAAGUUGAAAAGUUUGCUACAUAAAUGUAUGUAAAUUAACUAGGUCUUCAAUAUUUAUGUUGGAUAAUAUGGCAUCAUCCAUAAAACACAAUUUCGCUGAACUAAUCUGUAACAUUUCUAUAAUUUUGUAAUAUUCUUAAUUGCAUACAAUACCUACAUAAUUUCUCUAUAAAUGUACAAAAAAAUAAAAGAGAUUUUUUAUAUAAAUUCAAUCAUGCUUUUUAUGGGUGAUACCAUAAUUUUUAAAAUUGUUAUAUUUUAUUUUUACAACUUGAUAUUGUUAAAUGUCCUAAAGAACUGAAUGAAACUUGUAUAUUUCGUCAACAAACUUCCUAAAACUUCAUCAUUUGUUAGGAUAUUGAAGGUAAGAAUAUUGUUUGUAGUAGUAAAACUAUAUUUUAAAUUUAUGAUAUGGGUUAUGUUGAAAGGAGAAUAUGAAACAAACACAUUGCAAAUCACACUUCCUUUUCACACAUAAUAUUUAUAAAGCUAAUGCACCUACUACCUAACAAACAGUGGUUAAUUCCUCACUACUGUUUUGCUGUAAUAACACAAACCUACAAAGUAUAUGUUUUUGCAGAAAUUAUUAGUUUUUGACUAGAACAGAAAAUAUUCUCUCCAGGUAAGAUCUCCAGAGAGGAUCUACAAGUUCUUGCUUUUUAGGAAGUAUUGAUCUUUUUCUCAUUUCCCUAUUGUUUCUUGGAGUACCUUUAAGUAUAAAGAGGGAAAUAUUGUUCAAAUGUAUGCUUGGUGUCCUUACAACUUUCUACUUUAUAGGAGUUUGGUCCACUCUUCCACAAAAUGAGGCCAAUCUAAACAGGGCUUUUAGAGAGGCACGGAAUGUAAUUCUGGUGUUCUCUGUCAAAGAAAGUGGAAAAUUUGCUGGUUUAGCUAGAUUGCGAACAGAGUCUAGGCAUGACGGUCAAGAAAUUUCAUGGGUGCUACCUCCUGGGUUAUCAGCAAAAGCAUUGGGAGGUGUUUUUAAGGUUGACUGGAUUUGUCGCAAGGAGCUUCCCUUUUCCAAUACAAUGCACCUCUAUAAUCCAUGGAAUGAUGGUAAACCAGUGAAAAUAGGAAGAGAUGGUCAGGAAAUUGAACCAAGAGUUGCAGAAGAACUGUGUAGACUGUUCCCAGAAGAUGACGGAAUUGAUUUAACUCCUAUACUAAGAUUGUCUAAAGAGGCUUCUAAGAAAACAGAAAUCCGUGUUAGCAGAGAUGGCUCCAGGCAUCCCAAAUCGAGAAUGCCCAUUUCUGCGAGAGUCCCAUCAUUUGCAUAUCGCGCAAUUAGAGGUUCGUCUAGGAGAAAGUAUUACCUGCAGACUAGAGGUUUAACUACGAGUUCCUACAGAAGGUCUCCAUCUCCAAGGGGAAGAGACAGGUAUCCUCUGUAUUACAACGAUCGUGACCCCAGUGGUCGUCCGUAUUCUACAGCUGCUGCAGCCGCUGAAGCAUAUGUUGCAGAUUAUAUGCGUACUAUGCAACAUCAGCUACCGCCACUACCUUAUGUUCCACCAGCAGCUCUACCAGACAUAACACAAGGGUUAUUUGGGCCAUCUGGCUACGACUUGGCGCCUCCAAGGUACUAUGAUGGACCUCCAAUACCCCCUGAGUACAUUUCUUCAAGGAGCACUUCCUACAGCACUGAUAAACGGUAUGACAGGUCGGUGGAUGAGUUCCUGUGGAGAACAAGAGAUCGUUCCAGAGGCAGAAGUAGGGAGAGAGACAGGGAUAGAGAUCGUGAUCGCGACCGAGAGAGAGAAAGGGAUCGAGAAAGGAGACAUAGAUAUAGAGAAAGGCGAUGAAAUAAUCACAGAAAAUAAUUUCAGUAUGCAUCACUGUCUGAGAACACUCAAAACCACGAUCGCUGGAUAUGAUUGAAACAAAGUCUGGUGUUUUUGACGAAGAUUUAUAAGAAAUCUUCUGUCAAAAAUGUUUUGUAUCCCUUAUAUUCCAGGCUUUUGAAUGAUCUCUUGCAGUAAUGUAUAUAAGCGUGAAGCAUGUGUAUUUUUUUAUCUACUUUAUUAGUAGUAGUAAUUUAAUUCAAGUGAAAUGUUCAUUACCAUUUCGGUUCCGCAAUAAAACCGCAAUUUAAAUUCAUUAUGUAAUUUUUCAAUAUCUUAUUUAGUGGAUUAAAUGUAAUGAUGAUAA